Messenger RNA from Canariomyces notabilis, 1346 nucleotides. RefSeq names its product SET domain-containing protein. The coding region runs from base 27 to 1262 and encodes 411 amino acids. Gene Ontology annotation, molecular function: protein binding. The record is from RefSeq and is a predicted model, not a curated record. The transcript is spliced from 5 exons. Lineage: Eukaryota; Fungi; Ascomycota; Sordariomycetes; Sordariales; Chaetomiaceae.
CAAUCAUUCAUUCAUACGAGUAAGCAAUGUAUGGCCGGAGCUUGAAGCGUUUUGAGGUCGUGGUCCUCAUUUUCAACAUAUUGCUAGCGCGAGCUUCUCUUGAUGAGUGUCCUGCCCUAAUCCCCGCUGCCGUGAAGUCGUCUCUCAGCAACGGCGCGUGCCCCCUGCCGAUCGACAACGCUUCAGGUCCAUGGCCAGCAGCAGUGUCUCCAUGGACACACCGUCCAGAGUGUGAAUACACAGCAGACCGAACAGCUAAGUACUGUGUGUAUACGAAUUCCCGACAUGGUUCCCACGGCUGGAGCCUCAUCUCGUCUCCCGAGACCGCGGCGGACAGUGUACGUUUCCUGGACAUACCCUUCAUUCCCUCCAGGCUCAAUGCUUCCCGUGAGGCGGAUCCCCUAUACAGGAUUCUCGAUAUUCCUGGAAAGGGGAAGGGGCUUGUAGCGACAAGGCGUAUCAGGCCCUAUGAGGAGUUGCUUCUCGAUUAUGCUACCAUCGUUGUUGACAUCGCCUUUACCACAAAUGUGCCAUCAAUCCUAGGUUAUCGGCUGUUACGCGCAGCUGUCGACCGGCUCGCAGACCCUGUUAGCGUUUUGGAACUUGGGAAAAGCAACGAUUUCGCACAGGACGACGUGGAGAACGUCCUGAGGACCAAUGCCUUCCACACAUCGCUCGGAGGUAUACCGCACAUCGCACUCUACCCUACCGUCUCAAGAAUUAACCACGCAUGCAAGCCCAACGCAUACACUCGGUUCAUGGAAGACAAGCUCCAAGUCAGCGUUGUCUCUGCCCGUGCCAUCGAAGAAGGCGAGGAAAUCACAAUCAGUUACAUAGCACUGGGACAAACAUGGGAGGAGCGUCAGAACAAGCUUAGGCAAUGGGGCUUCAAUUGCACUUGCAGCCUCUGUACUGCCAGUAAAGCAGAGAUUGCAGCUUCAGACGCUCGUCGACGGCACAUCGAGUCACUCUGGACGCAAGCUGCCCAGGCGUUUCAGGCGGGAAAACCGUACCACGCACUGCGCUUCACACGGCAGAUCAUCAAGCUGCUCCCAUCCGAGGACUUGUUCCCUAUGUACGCCGAGCAGUAUGGGAACAUGGCUCGGAUAUACUUCGUCCUGGGGGACAUGGAGAACGCUACAAAGUAUGCUACUAUGAUGCUGGAAACUCUAGCGCUGCAGGGCGAUAUCGAUAGUGUAAGGCCUGAGCAUUACGAGGAGGUGUGGAGGAGGUUUAAAAAUGGAGAGGAACUGAAGAUAUGAUGCCAGUGAUUGUAACGAAUAGCAAAUGUAUACACUGGAGAAGGAUGUUCUGUGAUUUUUCGCUAGAUAGAGCAAUUUUCUCCG